GAUCCGUUUCAGUAUCAUCAGCACCAGCAGCCUUUCUUCACUUGACCUUACGACUACAACACCACUACAUUCAUCAGCAAGCCUGACUUACAUCCAACCCAUCAAACAAUCUCAUCAACCACCUUCAACAACCACCACCCAAAACUCACACUCACACCUCACCCACCGCCAAUAUGCCCGCCCGUCAAGACGCCUACUCUGUCUCCAUCCCCACCUCUCCUCCUCCUCCUGCCAGCCUCGACGUCUACCAGCGCUCCAUGCACCAGCACACCAAGCGCCAGAUGGAACUCGCCAACCGCUCCUUCCACAGGCGAUCCGGCGAGCACCGCGGUUCCGUCACCUCCAACAUGACGAACGGCAGCAUCAGUCCCGCCGAGUCCCAAUAGACACGGCAUGCACAGCAACUACGGGAUGGCCGAGUCCAAUCUGUCUGAUCAGUCACGAUUCAGCCCUUUCCCAUGGUGGAAGAUGAGAAGAUGAGCACGGCCUCGCCCAACAUGCUGGGCUCCUGAUGAUCGUUUGCGCAAUCUGGGGAUACCCUCCUCCAGGUUCCACACCACUGGCGACGACUUCACUGUUGCCCCACCACCCUCAUCCCACUCUCAUGUUUGGGUCCUGUUUUUUACACCAUACCUUGCUUUUCCAUUUGCUUUUAGCAAUGCAUGGCGUUCCGGCUGUCUGGGUCAUGGCUGCUACGGAGAGAUAAAGUAGCAUUUGCCGCUAGGCGCGAUCACGAAUCGAUGAAACAUUUUUUAUCA
Messenger RNA from Verticillium dahliae VdLs.17, 758 nucleotides. RefSeq lists its product as uncharacterized. The record is from RefSeq and is a predicted model, not a curated record. Lineage: Eukaryota; Fungi; Ascomycota; Sordariomycetes; Glomerellales; Plectosphaerellaceae. The coding region runs from base 174 to 386 and encodes 70 amino acids. The transcript has a single exon.